This is a messenger RNA of Gadus morhua (Atlantic cod), 6311 nucleotides long. Its product is annotated as endothelin receptor type B-like. Gene Ontology annotation, cellular component: plasma membrane. The transcript has 7 exons. The record is from RefSeq and is a predicted model, not a curated record. Bases 4757 to 6106 code for a protein of 449 amino acids. Gene Ontology annotation, biological process: regulation of blood pressure; developmental pigmentation; endothelin receptor signaling pathway. Gene Ontology annotation, molecular function: endothelin receptor activity. Lineage: Eukaryota; Metazoa; Chordata; Actinopteri; Gadiformes; Gadidae.
GGCGGAGGCAGCGUAACGUCAUGGUGUCACCGUCAGAACGAGGCGGUUUCAUCUGGGUUUGAUAUGCACACGCUCCUGGUAGCUCAAACCGUUUAACUGGAACGAGUGAUAAAUCCACUGGAACACAAACCAUCAACACCAAACAGAUUCAUUAUUAAAUUAACACUGUUAAUUUAUUAUUAAUAGUAAUAGGCCUAAUAAUAAUUGGACAUUUCGCUUUUACCCCAACAUCAAGAGAUGGAGAUCCUGAAUGCGGAGUUGAACAUCACACUCUUUGUGAAUGUUCGGAAUCGAACGCCGAGCCUCACGGGCUCCGGGUGGGGGGUGAUGAUGGGAGCGGGCCUCGCUGCUGAACCGAGGCCAAUGCCUCGGCAGGGCGUCGUAUCUGGCGGCGGCAGGGUGUGCCGCCGGGACCCCGGCCCGUUCACCCUGGGGACGCCACGGGUAGCUUAGCGCUAGCUAGGCCUGAGUUCACUUUAUUUAUUUUUGCCUCGAUUCAAUGUCAACGAUUGCAUUGUGUAUAUUUAAAUUUUGGGGACGAUUAUUGCUCAAAUCUCUUUGAACACUUGCCACACUUUGGUACUAAAUCGAUUCAUCCUCUUAACAUUUGGUUAAUCUUUUUCUCCGUUCCGGGGAACGGUAAUAACGGUAUUUAGAUAAACGGCGGCCCAAUUACCGGAUCAGUCCGCCGAGACUCUGCCGAUGUACGUUGGCCUUUGUUGGCGGGAAACGUCUUUCAUGCCAGGCUCGCGGUCCCCGUCGUCAAAGAGAAAAUAAGUCGCCCGUUUCUGCCGGGGAGAUUAUCGUGAUGUCUGCGUCUCCAGAGGGGGAACUUAUCUAUUACCGAUCAUUAACGCGCUGCAAACCGUUAUCCGAGGACCGCAUGUUCUCACGCUCAUUAAACCGGUGACCCAGGUUGGAAUGUAUUCACUGAUUUGCUUCAGCGGAGACCAAACACUUCUCGCUCGGUCUAGGAGUAAAAGACAUUCUCCAUCUGGGUUAUACUUCUCCUCCAUCUAAUGUUGUCGUCAUGCUACGAUACGACCACAUAAAAACUACCAGACUGCAGAGAAUUAUGGUAGAAAUUGGCCAAAACUCGAUUGAGGCUGUAGCACAAAAAGGAGCGAUCUUUGCCGCCAUAGAACAAGCUUUAGAGACUGAGAGAACAUUUAACCAUGUAGGGCAUGGAGCAGACGCUUUUAUCUAAAGCAACUCGCAGUUCAUACACCGAUGGCGGUGUCAGCCACGCAGGGCGACAGCCAGCUCGUCAGGAGCAGUUAGGGUGAGGUGUCUUGCUCAGGGACACCUCAACACUCGAACUAGCAACCUUCUGGUUUCAAGGCAACUCGCCCUACCUCCUGAGCUAAACCGACCCUAUAAAAACAAAGUGGACAGUCUAUCACGCUGUGCCCGUGUGUGGAUCAAAGGAGGGGCGGGCAAGCAUGGAUCAAAGUGGUCCUCUCCGGUUGCCAAGGUGAAACAAUGUCAUCUCCCAUCGCACCCACUUUUUAUUUUUUUAACCAAACGAGAGGAAACAAGUUGGCAGUGGACGUUGUUUAUAUGAAUAUCUUUAAAGCGUACCAGGUGCUGUCUUCCACCUCUCCGGUUGAAACCUGCCAGAGCUAUCUCUGACACGCUUUCGGGAGCUCCUGUUUCACCGCGUUACGUUUUACCCGACAGCCUGAACGGUAAGGCAGGAGUUCUGAAGACAAACCGAAACGAAGGAACUUUUGAUUGAAGAAACGAGAGGCUGUUACGUUUUGUUUAGGGCACUUACUCUUCAAACUUCCUCAAAUUGCAAAUUAGGAUUGAUUUCCCGGACCUGAUUGGGUAUACCUGCGUUGUUCGCCUCUUGAAUUGAACCUCAGCUGAAUUGGACAUUGAUUGCAUUUUGGCUGUAACUCGACUGUGUUGUCUCGACUCUGACUCCAAAUGCCAUCUAUAUGGUGCCGAAAACUUUAGCAUAGAGCACAAACCACUGCAUAUGUUUAGUUAUUAGUACACGCGUUCAAUAGCAACUACAAUCCUUUGUUGUUGUUGAUGGGAAGGCGUAAUUAAAGGUAAUUAAUGCACAGCAAUUACACCUCCGCCCCUACGCUCUGUCGCACUCUAAACGCUGCGUUUCUGUCCAUCUCUCCAACUGUUUGCAGCCGCUUUUCUGAUCUCCUGUAACGGAAGCUCUGUUGUUUUCACUUUAACAGACAACACUAAUAAGCAUUUGUCUCACCAUGACAGUUAAUACAAAAUAAAGAAUAAUCAUCACUUCUUCUCAAUGUCUGCUUCCAAAUAUAUUAUUGGUAGACAUAAGAUUUUAUGAUGUGACAGACAAACAAAAAAUAAAAUAAAAGAAUUCACUGAAAAAGUAAUAGCCGCAUUCACCAAGUCCACGUCUGUAAUGUUCCUCUAAAGGUCAGAGCUUAUGAAGGGCUUUCUAAACUGAUGACAGCAGUCACACUGAACAAGAGCUUUGUCCCAGUUUUUGACUCGAAAAAACCUACAUGGACCAAAAAGUCUGAAGCAGAAAUGUUACCCGUCGAUGGCUGAUGCAUUAUGCCUCCAUCAUGACUGUUGCCUGAUGAAAAUACCCCUCACAUUUAUAUCAAAGCCCUGUAGGCAUGUGCAGUUAAAAUAACGCAAAGUUACACCUAAAUGAGCGCCACCAUUUUCGGAGCAUAGGAGAAUUUGAAUGUGACUUACUCUGUUGGGAGUCAUGUUUUUUUGGUCACUGUUUAGUAAUUAAUCGCUAAAUGAUUCAUUAUAAUGAGAAGACGUUGUUGGGUUUUAAACUGCCAACACGUUUCUAAUCUAAGACAUGGCAAAACAAUGUUUCCAUUAGCUUUUAGGAUUUUAGUUACUCACUACAGCUCCCUUGAGAUCUCUCAAUAUGGCAGUCGGCCUGUAGCCGUCCUCUCCAUUUUUUUUUAUAACUGGCCUUUGCAAAAGCAUCUGCCCUCUCACAAAAUUAUUAUUCAAUUCAUUUAAUUAAGCGUAAAUCUUUGGGUCAAGAGCAUUUUCUCAACACGGCGGCAUGGCACAUGUUGUGUUCACCUCGGAGGCUUUCUGCAGUCCAACCCCGUCCUCCUCCAAACGGACCCGCGUCUGCGUCGCCGUCUGAACCGCCGGAGUGCGUUAAUUAAGAGUCUGACAGAUGUCCCGUAAAUAAUGAGGGGAGAGGGUGAAGGAGUGACCCGAGCGCCUGCCGCAGCUUCCUCCACGGCUGUCUGCCUCGUCCUCCGCCCCCUCCCGGGCUGGCGGGGGGGGGACGACGUCAUUAUUUACCACAACACCCAGUCUAACUCACUGUACCGACAGAGAUGUAUUGUUGGUUCUCUUCCUUCUGACACGUGUACGUUCUGUAAGUGGCUUCGGGUAAAAGCGUCGGCUAAACGCCCUAACUGUAAAUUAUAUCCUACGUUCUUUUGAGGUGCAGUGCCUCAAAGGAUUGUAAAAACAGAAAGACGUUGGGGAGGAAUAAAGUAAAUCCAACAUGUGAUUUUGAUAAUGCUAUGUUGGCGUGCUAUUAUGCUAAAAGUAUCACUUUCCCGAUUUAGUAGGCAUAGUACGCAGUUGGCUGCAAAUGCCAAAUUAGUUGUAUCGCUGGUAUUGACUGUGCAGUAUAGGGACUCAUUAAGUGUGUUUGUUUAUUCAUGUACUUUGUAUUCACCACUAAAUACAUUAAUCAACGCGCAAGUAGCUCAACACAAUUGAACAGAAAAACAUGUUUUUUCUUUCACCCCGAUCUAGGUUAGUCGAAACACGUCUCUGUCUUGCGUCGCCUCGGAUAGACCCCGCUCCUCCCAAUGUCGUUCACCGCCUGCGGUACACACACGUUAGCAUUCAAAGAGAAAUUACAAUGGUUUUAAACAUUCCUCUGACUUCUGUUCCUGCAGGAUCUGGGCUGGGCUGCCUGUCGUUUAUCUGUGGCGGCGGGGUAGUGUCACCUUCGCUAUCACUCUCCCAGGACCCAGACGCCGGCUCUGUCGCGUUUGACGAGGACUGACUCAUUUUAAAAGCAGGGAGGACCCAAGAGGGCCAUUCAGAGCUGUUUACACCUGAGAACGUUUUGUGCUAAGUAGAUAAUGUUCUUGUGUUUUGUUGAAGUUUAAAGCUCACAGUUUUGAACAGGAAUCAUAACACUUUCUACCAGUAUACACGCACAAUGUGUGAAGGAAUGUGUGAGCUGUUGCCAGCGCAUACAUGCUUGUGGGGAUUACAUUGCACGCAGGGUAUUUGAUGGUACUUUUCGGACAGGUAUACUACGUUGCUUAUAUUGCGCUGCAUUAAAUCACCUUCACAUAAAAGUAAUAAUACGUGUACGGGUUACUAAAUCAGCUCCCAGGGAGAUGAGUGGCAUUUGGGCUUUGCUGAAACACGCUUGUUGAGUCUGUGCCCGGAUCCAGAAGGAAUAGGAAAACAGAAACAGCAGACAAUAGGCCACCGCAGCAUGUCUGCUACGGGCUGAUGCAUUAAAGAGUGUAAUGAUGCCGACAGAUUGAUGACUGGCUCUGACAGUGAUAGCCUCGCUCUAUAAAUUCCUCAUCUCCCCCGCCCCUAAAGGGCAUGGUUUGGAAGAGGCCUACAAAGGCAUGUGCUUCCCAGCACUUAACUCAUUUUGCAGGAGACUAAAGAGACAUUGUUUUAGUUUGGUACUUCUGGAGGGUAAGUAACAUAAUUGAGGGGUUUGUUGUGUAAUUACACAUAACUUCCUUAGUGUGAUAUCGAUAGAGCGGGAGACUAAUUACUCUUAAUCGAUUAUAUGUGUACUUUGUCCUUCACUCUCAGCCAACCACCAAUCACGUCGGUAAGACCCCGUUCAUCGCUCAAGAUGUGGCUCGUUCUCCUGGUGGUCCUGUGCCUCCAACGCCCGACGGACAUCCUGGUCCACGGCGAGACGGACGCCCAGCAGCCGUCCGAAGAAGGGUCCGCGGGACCCGGGUUAGUGGAGGGUCUGCGCUCCAACCACACGCCCGGGACCCCCCCACCGGACGGAGCCAGGCCUCCACCGGCACCCCCCAUGUGCCUGCAGGCGACGGGCAUCAGGGACACCUUCAAGUCGGUGAACACGCUGGUGUCCCUGCUGGUGUUCGUCACGGGGACGGUGGGCAACGCGGCGCUGCUGCGGAUCAUCCACGCCGACCGCGGCAUGCGCAGCGGGCCCAACGUGCUCAUCGCCAGCCUGGCCGCCGGGGACCUCAUACACAUCGUGAUCGACGUACCAAUCAACGCGUACCGGCUGAUGGCGGAGGACUGGCCGCUGGGCGCCGUGGUCUGCAAGCUGGUGCCCUUCAUCCAGAAGACCUCCGUGGGCGUCACCGUGCUGAGUCUGUGCGCGCUGAGUGUCGACAGAUAUCGAGCGGUCGCAUCCUGGAAUCGAGUCAAAGGCGUCGGAGUCUCGACGUGGACGGCGGUAGAGAUAGCUCUGAUAUGGGUUGUUUCCAUCGCGCUGGCAGUGCCCGAAGGCCUGGGCUUUGACCUGAUAACAAUGGACUAUAAAGGGAAGCAUCUGAGGAUAUGUCUGCUCCAUCCUGUCCAGACAACACACUUCAUGCAGUUCUACAAGCUGGUGAAGGACUGGUGGCUGUUCGGCUUCUACUUCUGCAUGCCGCUUCUCUGGACGGCGGUCUUCUACACUCUGAUGUGCAGGAGGCUGCGCAGGACCUCUGAGAACAGCCUCAACACCCACCACAAGCAGAGGCGCGAGGUGACCAAGACGGUGUUCAGCCUGGUCCUGGUUUUCGCUGUGUGCUGGUUCCCGCUUUACCUCAGCAGAAUCCUCAAACAGACCAUUUACGACCAGAAGGAUCCCAACAGAUGCCAGCUUCUCAGUGUCUUCCUCGUGCUGGACUACUUUGGCCUCAACAUGGCCUCGAUCAACUCCUGCAUCAACCCCAUCGCUCUGUAUAUCGUCAGCAAGAGAUUCAAGAAAUGCUUCAAGGCGUGUCUGUGCGGCUGGCGCCCGUCUCCUCCAGCCGGUAGCAACGAGGAGCAGCAGUCUGUCACCAAGUCCAAGGGGCAGGAGGAGGAGCCCGGCAACAUCAAAGCCCUGCAGCAGCACCUGGCCACGCCCCCACCUGAGGCGCAGCAGCCCCGCCCCCCGGCUCCAUGACUGCACUGGGACACGCCCCCGGCCCCAUUAAACAGAACGCUCAAAACCAAACACCUCGUAUGUAAGGAGCGGCCCGUACACAGGCCGGACACGACACGUCGUCACGUUUGUAUAUAUAUUUAUCUUCGUCCUUCUUUGAGCCACCGACUUGUUAGCUAACGUCGCUGUGGAGGAACACAGAGAGGGGUUUACAGCCCCCCCCCCC